Molecule: messenger RNA, 1377 nt
Organism: Neltuma alba
Lineage: Eukaryota; Viridiplantae; Streptophyta; Magnoliopsida; Fabales; Fabaceae
Product: UPF0481 protein At3g47200-like
Exons: 2
Coding region: 1-1377 (458 amino acids)
Source: RefSeq, a predicted model, not a curated record
AUGGCAGAAGCAAUACAUACUGAGAUGAAUCAAACGGACUUGGACUCUGAUGAAAGUGCUCAACAAAUGCUGGAGCUUACAGAUUUAUCCUCCACUUGCUUGCAACAACAAUACGUGGAAGAUGAGGUGACUAUAGAUGUGAAGGAAAUGAUUCAAGAUUAUGGAGAUGGUCUCUUGUUACCAGAGUGUUGUAUCUAUAGGGUACCCAUUUUGAUACGUAAUCUAAAAGAAGAGGCUUACACUCCAAAAGUUGUUUCAAUUGGCCCCUUUCAUUAUAACAAUGAGAGGCUGCAAGAAAUGGAAAGGCAUAAACAAAUAUUGUUCAAAAGAUUUACUCAAAGAGCUAUGUCAUGCUUAGACGAUUUGGUUCGCUGUGUAAAACACUUAGAGCCAAAAGUCCGUGCUUCUUAUUCACAGGCCAUUAACCUUACUGAGCAAGAACUUGUGAAACUGACUUUAACAGAUGCCGGCUUCAUCAUUCAACUCUUCAUGAUGUUCCAUGAGGUGGAGGCCUUCCGCAAAGAUGCUAAAUUGUCACAGCCAUGGUUGGCAGAUUCUAUACUUUAUGAUUUGAUGCUACUUGAGAAUCAACUUCCAUUCUUUGUUAUUGAAGAGUUGUUCAACAAAGCUUUUCCUCAUGACCGUCGUGAUGGCCUCCCUUCAUUUCUUAAGCUGGCAUAUGGGUAUUUUGGGUAUUAUAACAUUCAAAAAUUAGAGCCCAAUCCUGAUAUUAAGAUAAGACAUUUUACAGAUCUUCUUAGAUUGUUUUACUUACAAGGAAAAAUAUCUCCACGGGAGCCAUUCACUUCAGAGGCUAGAAGCCGCAUUCUUUUAUACAGUGCGAAUGCAUUGCAAAAAGCUGGCAUAAAGUUGAAGGCUAAUAUGAGCAAAUGCUUGUUAGACUUGAAAUUUUCAGGACAUAUUCUUGAAAUUCCGCAAAUUUUGGUGGAUGAUGAAACUGAGGUUUUGUUUCGUAAUAUGAUAGCACUGGAACAGUGUCAUUAUCCUUAUGAUUCUUACAUUACUGACUACGCUCAUGUAUUGGAUCGUCUAAUAGACACAUAUAAAGAUGCGGAUCUCCUCGUUCACAAGAAAAUAGUCAACAACCAUUUAGGUGAUGCCAAUAAUGUUGCUUUACUAUUUAAUGGUCUUUGGGAAAAUAUCACUCAACUGAAUUUCAAUUCCGAAUACCUUGAUAUCUGCCAAAGGUUGAAUGGAUAUUGUGAAGAUCAUUGGCACAAAAUGAAGGCAACUCUAAGACGUGAUUAUUGCAACACUCCUUGGCGUACUGUGGCCUCCAUUGCUGGAAUCAUCCUCCUUGUUCUCACCAUUGUUCAAACCAUAUUCUCAGUCCUCCAAGCUGUAUUGAAGAAGUAG